Messenger RNA from Camelus dromedarius (Arabian camel), 1191 nucleotides. RefSeq names its product gem nuclear organelle associated protein 8 (gene GEMIN8). Gene Ontology annotation, biological process: spliceosomal snRNP assembly. NCBI's taxonomy places the organism in Eukaryota, Metazoa, Chordata, Mammalia, Artiodactyla, Camelidae. Bases 174 to 878 code for a protein of 234 amino acids. The record is from RefSeq and is a predicted model, not a curated record. The transcript is spliced from 4 exons. Gene Ontology annotation, cellular component: SMN complex.
AGCCACGUGAUCCGCGCCGGAAGCCCGCUUCUAGUCGCCCCGGCAACAGCUUCUCCCACGGCCCCCCAUCCUCAGUUUCCCAGCGGAAAUAGGUCCUUGUUCGCCUGCCGCCCAGGAUCCACAAGCUACGCUCCCUCGAGUUUGGCUGCUCAUUUGGACUUUCACAAUCAGAGAUGGCAGCAAAGAUGGCAUCGACGCCAGCCCCCGAGGGUUGGGCAUCUCAUCCUGUCUAUGCGAGAUACUGGCAGCAUUACCACCAAGCAAUGGCGUGGAUGCGCAGCCACCAGAACGCCUAUAGGAAGGCGGUGGAGUCGUUCUUCAGUUCCCAGUGGUACUGCCCUCCCGACGGCCAACCCCCGAUGGCUCAGGCGCAGGAGGGCGGGUCCCCUCCGUCCUACGAGCAUCAGUGGGCCUCGUGGGACUCCCACGGCCAUUAUUCCCGCCGUGGUCGGCCCGGGCGGCGGCGUCCACGCGGCAGGGAGGAGCCGGCUUGGGCCGCCGCGGAGGAGGAGGAGGAGAGCGAGUCCGACGGCGGCAUCGAGUGCGACGUGAGCAACAUGGAGAUCACGGAGGAGCUGCGCCAGUACUUCGCGCAGACCGAGAGGCACCGGGAGGAGCGCCGGCGGCAGCAGGAGCUGGACGCGGCCCGCCUGGAGGAGUACGUGAACGCGGACCACGACCUGUACUGCGACACGCGCCGCUCGGUGGAGCCCCCUUCCGAGCGGCCCGGCGAGCGGCGCCAGGCCGAGAUGCAGCGCCUCUACGGGGCCGCCGCCGCCAAGAUCCAGGCCAUGGAGGCGGCCGUGCAGCUGAGCUUCGACAAGCACUGCGACCGAAAGCAGCCCAAGUACUGGCCGGUCAUCCCACUCAAGUUCUGAGCCCAGCCUGGGCGCCGGGGCCCCAGCCAUCACCCCCGCCUUGUGCAUUCACCCCGUCCCCCUCUCCUGUGGGUUUGCUAGGGGAAAGGGGGAACCUGAUGCGGAGAUAGAAUAAGCACUUCACCAGAAUCCCCGUGGGCCCGCCCUGGGGCAGCGGGAGGGGAGCUGCAACAUCAGCCACUUGGAGAUCGACAUGUCCUGUUGCCAACUUGAGGGAUUCCCUUUUGACAUAAAGUGACCUCUUCAUCUGUCUCCCCCUGGUUUUUAAUGUCAGUGAUGUUGUCCAGUUUAUUAAAGUUCUCACUUAGAGUUA